Messenger RNA from Sclerotinia sclerotiorum 1980 UF-70, 561 nucleotides. RefSeq lists its product as hypothetical. Lineage: Eukaryota; Fungi; Ascomycota; Leotiomycetes; Helotiales; Sclerotiniaceae. The record is from RefSeq and is a predicted model, not a curated record. Gene Ontology annotation, cellular component: mitochondrial large ribosomal subunit. The transcript has 3 exons. Gene Ontology annotation, molecular function: structural constituent of ribosome. Bases 1 to 561 code for a protein of 186 amino acids.
AUGCUUAAGCCCAGGCAAUACGUGAAGCUCGCGAAGUCGCUGCCGCCGCAGCUUCAAAGGUUUUUUGCCCGUUAUCCUCCACAGGCCAUUCUUCCACAGGUUAAUGCUGUCAAUACGACUUCCGAUGCGGCGGCGUCAGAAGCUGUCAAGGAGACUGGAUUGAGCGCGGGGGAAGAUUUGGAUACAGCUAUACGCCCAGCAGUGACAGAAGCGACAUCGCCAUUUAAGCCCCAUAAGCAUCCAGUCACUGGAAAAUGGCAUGACCCAGUAUUUUCCUUGAGACGACAGGCAGAUUUGUGCAAGCUUGCACGACAACAUGGAGUGGAGGAACUUUUGCCGCUCUCUGUAAAGAGCACAGAAGAGAAAUUACGCAAGAGAAUGGAGAAUGGACUGAGGGUAAAGGGUACAGGUGUUGGACAGAGAGUCAAGGGAAAGGAAUCAGAGAGAACAUUAAAGGCGAGAUUGGAGAAGAGAAGAAAGGCUAUGUUAGAGAUGCCACAGAUGAUCCAGACAUGGAAAGAGAGAGGUCAUGGUCGUGGAUGGAAGAAAUGGCCAAAAUAG